Ceutorhynchus assimilis (cabbage seed weevil) is the source of this 1462-nucleotide messenger RNA. The record is from the annotation of a GenBank genome assembly. Lineage: Eukaryota; Metazoa; Arthropoda; Insecta; Coleoptera; Curculionidae.
AAAAAAUCUUUUUUUUUCCAUCUCGUCAAACUUGAGUGUUGCAAAAUUGUGUUUUUGUUAAUUGUUGUUACAUAAAACCACAAUUUAAUGAAAACUGCCAAUAGUUCAGUGUAAAAUUAAUAAUCCCAUAUAAACAAUAUUUGAAUUAAUAUAAGUGAACAUUCUUCAACGUUAAUUUCAUAAUUUACCUUUGAACUUUUCGCCUGAUCAGGGCCAAAAACAAUUUAAAGAAAACUAAUUUAAACCCACUAAGGUUAUCACAAAAAUGGAAGAAUACACACGAGAACCGUGCCCCUGGAGAAUCGUAGACGAUUGCGGAGGGGCAUUCACAAUGGGACUUAUCGGAGGCGGUGUCUUUCAAAGCAUCAAAGGUUUCAGAAACGCCCCGUCAGGAAUGAAUAGAAGACUAAUUGGAUCUCUGACAGCCAUAAAGCAAAGAUCUCCGAUUAUAGCGGGCAAUUUUGCAGUUUGGGGCGGUAUGUUUUCGACAAUUGAUUGCGCCCUUAUCCACGUCAGAAAGAAGGAGGACCCUUGGAAUUCUAUUAUCAGUGGGGCGGCCACUGGAGGUAUUUUGGCCGCUAGGAAUGGGUUACCUGCUAUGGCUGGAAGCGCAUUUAUUGGUGGUGUUCUUCUAGCACUUAUCGAAGGGGUAGGAAUUCUAUUCACCAGACUCAGCGCCGAACAGUUUCAGCCUCAACUACCUCCGCUGGAAGAUCCGUCGCAACUGGGCCAAAAUCAGCCCCCUCCUGGCUAUCAAUAUCAAUAGCUUUAUCAUUACUAGAACCUUGGUUUUAUAUAGAAAAUGUUGUAAUAAAUCUUGUGAUAGACUUCUUGCGAGUACGGAAUGAGUUUGCCUUAUUUAAGUUCUGCCCGUCUUGGUUACAUUAUUUAUUUUGAAGCUGGAUUGUAUAUUAUGAUUAAGGAGAAUUAAAAAAGCUGCUUUGCCCAAAAUAAAAGAUCAUAUUUUUCUAUAUGAAAUCAUAGAUUAUAUUAUUCAACAACUCAUUAUUGGAAUUUAGUGCUGCACAAAAUUAAAAUUAACAAAAUUUAGUACAAAGAUGCAACCUUGAUUUAACUCUAGGUUUUCUAUGACUGUAAUUUUUUUCAAAAAAAAAAAUCUCUGGAAUAAUUAGCAUUGGAAAACGUAGAUUGUCAUCAAUUAAAAAAGCCUUAAUUAUUUUUACAUAUUAUUAGAUUUUAUGGCUUAUUAAAAUUAUAUUAUUUAUUUGCAAUUUUUUAGCCCUUGAAUAGUAAUACAUAUCUAAACAGAAACACCUAAUCUAUAAAGUUGAAUUCUACGUUUUCCGAGCCAAAAACUAACCUAACCCUGUGGAAAAAUAUUUAAAAAAAAAAACAAAGUCCGUUUAUCGCUUGUACGGAUGGUACCCUGUGCCAGGAAGCCCGUAAGAAUUCCUUUGGGGUCCUCCCGAGUACGAGUCACCUCCUGCGGCCGAAGGGGAGU